This is a messenger RNA of Moneuplotes crassus, 3834 nucleotides long. The record is from the annotation of a GenBank genome assembly. NCBI's taxonomy places the organism in Eukaryota, Ciliophora, Spirotrichea, Euplotida, Euplotidae.
AUGAUAAUAGUAUUGUGGAUAGUUUUAUUUGGGGUCUCUUUAUGCGAUCCUAAUAAUUACCCAGUCGUCUUUAACUUCUCAGAUGUUGUUUAUGAUGAUGGUCUUGGGGGAUUUAGUAAAGAGAUGGUUCAGCUUAUUGUGACAGAUAAGCUGCAGUUAGACAAAGAUGAAGGUUUUCUUAAAACAAAUAUUGAUUACAGAGUUAGGUUUAAUGGGCAAAUUGAACAAAAGACUCCUGCAUCUUAUGAAUAUUCAAUUAAUGCAUAUGUUUACUCAUACACUCGUCAUUUUGAUUACGCACUGUUUUGCUUGCCAAUUGAAGGAGAAUGGAAUAUUGGAGGAACUGUUGGCAUACAUAAUGCUAGCUGUUGUCUCAGAGCUAAAGCCACUGCUUCAACAAAAACUUAUACAUUCGGAUGUUCUCUUGAUAGUGACACUUCUCAAAAAUGGACAAUGAAGCUUGUGAAAACUCAUAACUUAUUUGCAUGGCAGUUUUAUUCACUUCAAUACAAAGCUCAGAGCGGAUCUUCAUUUUCUCCAGCUGCAGGAGAAUUAAAUCUUACUUUUUGGGAUCAAGAUGGCUCAGUAACAACAGAGGCAAUGACAACAUCAGAAACAUCUUAUUUCAUCCCAGAUUAUCAUUCUAUUGGUCAUAUGUCUGAAGGAGGAACAGUUGAUUAUCAGCUGAAUGGCCAAAUUCCCAUAUUUUCGAUUUAUAAUGAGCUUAAUGAUGGAGGAGUUCAGCAUAGAAACGUCACGAAAUCACAGUACGAAGAUAACUAUAUUAUCAAAUUUGAUUUCCAAAAGGGUUCUCAGUACCUAUAUCAAGAUAACCUAAUGAAAGUAAUUGGCCAGAAAUCUUCAAGUGAUAGUACAACUUAUACGAUCUCAGAGAAAUUUGAGAAUCCCAAUAAAAUAAUUCCAACAAGUCUUGGAUGGGUGUUCGGACCUUCUACUACUUUGGAGACAUCUUUGAUUCCUUAUCUAAAAUCUUUCCAAUUUAUGGUUGAAGUAGAAGCAUUCUGACUUGAAGCUGGGUGACAAUUUGGAUUUGAAUUCCAAGACGAGGCAGGGAAUCUGGCUUCAAACACUUAUCAAUUAACUGAUUCAGGAUCAACAAUUUCUCCUUCAUUUAGUAAUUCGAGUCCUCAUCUCGUCCUUCAAAAUUUUUCGCUCUCUUAUCUGGGAGCGUUUGCAUGGAACAACACCAGAAUGGAGAAUGCAAUAAAAACUAAAUAUUUAAGAACGAGUGAUGAUGAUGCUGAUAAAACUGCUAGUGCUACUUUUCAUAAUGGAGAUCCAACCCUUCCUACUAUUGACGAAGUUAAGCUAGUCAUGAACUUCGAGAAAAUUAUGAUUAGCACAGUCAAGUUUUAUAGACACUUAAAAAGUACUCCUGACGUCAGAGAUGAAUUUGAUUCCUACAAAGAAGCGGAUGAUGUUAAGUUUAACUUCAUGCAAGGAUAUGCAACAUAUCCUGCUCCAAUCACAAGUCAACCAGAUGUAUGAGAGCAGUUUAUGUCCCCUAAUAAUGUAUGCCUCAAACAAGAUGCGAACUCUAAUUCCUACUGCCAGCAAGAAUUUUCCCAAGUGUAUAAUUUCUGUGCUGACACUUGAGGUGACGGAAUCAUCCAAGUUCCCCAAACAUUAGAAUGAGACGACGGAAAUAUUAUAAAUGGAGAUGGCUGCAACAGCAACUGCAAAAUUGAAACUGGGUAUGUCUGCUCACUCGAUUCUCAGGGUAAGUCCACUUGAAUCAGGUCGUGAGGCGAUGGAGUCAAGCAAUCACUCGAACAGUGAGACGAUGGUAAUGACCAAGAUGGCGAUGGCUGAAACUCACGCUGAUUCAUUGAGAAUGGCUACAAGUGAGACUUCACCGACCCUAAAACUUAUUGAUAUCCAAGCUGAGGAGACCAAGUGCUUGACACUGGAGAACUGUGAGAUGAUGGUAAUCUAUAUAAUGGAGAUGGUUGAAGCAAAACCUGCACUCCAGAAACAGGCUUUAAUUGUGAUAAUACUGAAAUGCCGAGCAAGUGAACUCCAUUGUGAGGUAAUGGAGUUAAAGACUCAGGAGAAACUUGAGACGAUAAGAACUCAAUGGACUUUGAUGGGUGUGAUAAGAACUGACAAAUUGAAGACUCAUAUAACUGCGAGUAUAACGAGACUUUAGGCAGAGAUUUGUGAAUAUCCACAUAUUUCCCACCCAUCAUCACAAGUAACCAACUUGAUUAUCUUACAUCUGAAAUCAAGUUUACCUUUAAUGACACAAUGACGAAGUACAACUUUACAGGCAGUGAAGUAUCACUUGCUUUUGUAGGUCCUGCCUUUUCAUACAAGACCUCAUCAAAGCUAUCUUACAGUUCUAAUAACAUUCUUACGCUUAAAUACUCAGUGUCUCCUUCGAUUGUUGGAGGAUCCAAUGAAGAGUUGCUUGUCGCUUUUUCAGAAGUGCAGGCUUUUGAGAGCACAAGUUCAAUUCCAAUAUCUAAUCAGUAUGAAUUCAAAUACAAGUUUGACGUUCUGCCAUCAUCAGAGACAGCCAAAGGAGCUUCAUCAACAGCUUCGAUAACACUGGUGGCUUCAUUUGUAGUCUCUGUUGGUAUCAGCGUGUUCACUGGAAAGUCAAUGGAACAGAUGUGGUCUCUUGCCAACACUCUCCAAAUUGUAUUCUUCUUGGGGCUCAUGAGCAUAAACUUUCCUCCUAAUUUAAGAGCUGCUUUUGAGUUCAUGAAAUACUCAAACUUCGACAAUCCUGUCACGAGCUUGGCUGCUGAGUGGUUGCUUACAACUUUAAGUUUUGGUUCAUUAGCUAUCGAUGGGAACUUUGCUGAAUUAGGAUUUGAUAGCUCCAAAAUAAUCUUCAAUUCACUUGACAAAGUACUGAUGAUUCUGGGAAUUGUCUUUGGAAUAGUAUUGUUCUCUAUAUUAUCCAAGCGAGCCAAAGGUAAAUCCAAAUGGUACUGGAAGCUUGUUGUCAAAAUAGAUAACUCCUUAAGAUACGAGUCAAGCACCCGCUUUAUAAUUGAGAUAUCAAUGGUGCUUUCCAUGUCCAUAUUUGUGAACUUGCUUUAUUCAGAACAGAAGGGAGCUGUUGCAAUAGCUUCAUACUGCAUCUCAAUAAUGAUGAUGAUGACUUUGCUCUGAGUUCUAAUUUAUUGUUAUGCAUUUCCAUUGCUGAAUUAUGAAAAUAUCAAGACUUACCCAGACAAGUUAGAAAGACACUGAAUACUAUUCUUGGAAUUCAAGAGAAACAACCCAAAGACACUUCAGUUUUACUACUUCUUCAUGACAAGGAGAAUACUCUUAGCAGCCAUCCUUGUCGGAAUGAAGGAGAAGGUGCUCUGACAGCUCGUCUGAGUUUUGAUUCUGUUUUAUUGGAACUUGAAGUACCAAAUACAACAACGGCCCUUUGCAAGUGCAUCCAACAACUUUCUGAAUGUUUAUAAUGAAACUUCCUUGCUGUGAUUUGUAAUAACUUUGAGCUUAAUGAAUUCUUGAAAUGAGUCAAAAAUUAUUGUAAUUGGAUAUGCUUCAGUUGGUUUAAUUAUCAUAUUUUUCAUUGUUAAUAUAACAAUAAUUCUUUCUUUGAAAAUAUCAGAGAUUUGAAGUUUCAAAUGUAAGAAGAAAAAGAGAGACAAGAAAAAUCCCAAAACAGUAGUUCCUACUGUGCGAGUUGAAAUUGGGAAUUCUAACAUCAGCAUUGUAGGAAGAGAUUUAAAUAACCCUGAGAAGGAGUUAGUUGGAAAUAUGAACCUACAGACAUAUAUAUCAAAGUUCAACAAAGAAGUCUGUGUGUUCAAACUUAACACAGCUAGACGGAAUUUAGAUCUGUAA